AUGGAAACGGCAGACGCCCGGCGGUAUGACGUCCCCGGCGAACUCGCGGCCGAGUUUACGCCCAACGAAGCGGACGAGCUCUCGGCGCUCUUCGAGUCGGCGGACGCCGAUGGCAGCGGCGCGAUCGAUGAAGCCGAGUUCAAAAAGCUCCUGGUGCGCAUGGACAUUCAGGUUCCGGACGAAGAAGCCGACAAGCUGGUGAUGGCCGCGGACACGAGUGGCAACGGCCUCGUCGAGUGGAAUGAAUUUGUGCUCAUGGUGCUGCAAGCACGGCGCGGCGACGGGCGGUUCGCCAAGCUCAAGAGUUUAGCCGACGCGCUCCAGAUGACGCCCAUCAACCUUCUCCAAGCCGAAGCCGAGCGGAAGGCCACCAAGUACAACCCCAAGACGUACCUCGUGUCGGUCAGUAUCGCCGCGCCGCACGAUGGCGGGUCGCUCGAAGUCUACGAGACGAUUGGGUUUUCGACGCGCGAAGCCAAAUUCAAGGCAGCCGAGCUCGCUCUAGUCAAGAUGCGCAAGAUGAAGCCUGGGUACGAGUUCCCCCUCGGCACGAUUCCCGACAAAUGGGAUGCGUGGGCCUUUGCCAACCUCGCGCGCCGCGUCAAGCCGACGACAGUAUUGACGACGUUGGUGCAGAAAGGGUUUGCACCGGCGACCAAUUUGGCCUUUAUGAAGCGGCUUUCGGUGCGGCUCUCGUCCCGGCGACUGGCCAAAAUGUCACCGAUGGUGCUCACGUCCACCGGCGGCCUUCCGUCGGCUUGGCGUCGGUGGAUCGACGACCAGCUCGCACGCGGCAUGGACGGCCGUCUCGUGCUCUCCGAGCUCCAAGCGUAUGGCUUUGACGAGGCGCGGGAUCUGCACACGACGCAGAUGCUGCAGCGGCGCCCGCUGGCCGACGUCAGCUACGACUUUUGGUCGUGUCUCCACGGGGGGGACCUUUGCGAGGUGCAACUGUUUGUUGCGGCCGGUCAUGACGUGAACCAAGAUCGUCUCGACCGCCGGUGCCAAAUCGCCUUCACACCGCUGCAAUUCGCUGCCAAGCACGGUUACGACGACAUUGCGCGCUUCUUGCUCCAACACGGCGCGCAGGUGAAUGCGGCCAACAGCUUUCGCCGGACGCCGUUGAUGUUUGCUGCGCGCCACGGUCACCCCAAAAUGGUGCAGCUGCUCCUUGACGCCGGCGCCUCGAUCGUCGCCAAAGACAACCUUGAAAACACGCCAUUACACCUCGCAGCGGUCGCAGGCUGCGCACAGUCGACACGCGCCAUUUUGACAGCCGAAGCCGCGUACAUGCGGGCGUGCAUCGUCAACACCAACGCUUCUCUGUGCUUUCUGGACGAAGGCCACGCGUUCCGGCGGGAACUCGCGGCACUCUACGACGUGAUGAUGGAGAAGAAGCUGCCGCGGAACGUCCACCGGCGCUUUGAGCAGGCGUGGAUCCCAGACGCGGUGGAUUGCGCGUACGAGCGCUUGUUCCACGCCAAAAAGCUCCCCGUUCUCAAGCCGUCGCGUGCUGUGAUCGACCGCGUCUUGCAGCGGUACCGGUACCUUCAAGACCAGUGCCCGGAUGCCCUUGACGAGGUCGAGCGCCAGCGGGUCGAGGACGCCCGCGCCCACGGCGUGCACAACGCAACCCACCUUCAGAUCUACUUGGAGGCCAUGUUCAAGGAGGCGUAUAAGAAUGCACCCAACCGCCAAGGCCGGACUGCGCUGCACUUGGCGUGCGACGAGAACCUUGUGUGCAGCCACGAGGCCGUGCUGCGGGUUCUGCUGAACACGUUUGGGUGCGACCCCAGCAUUCGCGACCACCUUGGGAUCGCACCGCUCGACGUUUUGAUACACCGCAAAGGGCGACCGGGGAGCCCCCCCGAAGACAAAAUAUUCGAAUCCAAAGUUCGAAGCGACCGCGCGGCGCGCCUGCAACACAACCAGACGCGGCGUCGGAACGAGCGCGACACGCACCGCCGGGGCUUUUUCGAGUCGCAGCUGCUUCAGCUGCUACCGAUGCACCCGGAAACCAACGAGAUUGAUCUGAGCGCGGCCAAAGAGCGCAGUCGUGUGACGCGUGAACUCGCCGGGUGGCGGGAAUACUUGGACCUUUCGAGCAACAACUCGUUCUACGAGCAUCCCGAGUCAGGGCACCUCACCCUCGAGAUGCCCGACGCGAUCAAACAGUCGAUCGCGAAAACCCUGCAGUGGUACACCCGCCGCUCCAACGGACACGGCUGGACAAUGCACCGCGACCGACGGCGCGCGCGCGUCUUCUUCUUCAACCAAGCCACAGGAACGUACCAGUGGCACCAACCCGAUCGCGUCGACGGCUGGGUCAAUACACCGCCGACGAUGCAAACCAAGUCCCUCGACGAGAGCGACGAGAGUGACGACGACGACGUGGCCGAGUUAUUGCAGAAAGAGCGGCUGCAAGAUGUAUCGCAAAAGCUCUUGCGCCGCCUUGGCAGCUGGGAAGAACAUCUCGACAGCGCGACGGGCGGUCGCGUCUACUGUCACUUGGCGACGGGUCGACUAACGCGCGAAAAGCCGGACGAAGUGCUCCACGAAGAGCUCAAGCGCCAGGCCUACACGCUCUUGAUCCAGUCGGCGCAAUAUAUGGACAAUGUCGGCGCGUGGGACAAGUACUACGACGAGACGACCAAGCACGUCUUUUACUAUAACCACGGGACGGGUGAAGGCCGGCACGAGUCAGAAGGCAACGAAGCGGCGUGGCGCGGGGAGGCCCAAGAUCCCGCCGCGACUGCGAAACAAACACGGCGACUUCGAGACGACGAGCUCGCGAAACGCAAGGAGCAGGCCGAGUGGGCCGAAGCAUUGCAGCGGGUCCACCGACGCGACAUCCACGCGACCGUACAGCGCAUCGUGCCGCUGGACGAGCACGCACGCCGGUUACAGCGUCUCAGCGCGGCCAUCGUGGACUCGAUCCACAACACGUACGCGACGCACUCGGUGGGGUACCGCGACGCCCGCAUCGAGUCGGAGCUGCGAACGCUGCACAAAGCGUGGACGCUCGGGCUCUUUGUCAGUCAAAACCUCGAGUUGCCGGUCGUGAUGACGGGAACCCGCGAGAUUGUGAUGGCCAUCCAAGCCGACGAAGACGAGAGUGCUGCUAUCGAAGACCAGGAUCGCCACCCAAGUCUCUCGGAGCGUCGCCGCGUCGAGCGUCUUGUCGAAGCGGCCAUUGCGCGCCUGGACGCUCAUUGUGGCCUUUGUCUCUGGGGCUGCCAUACGUGGCUGCGUCUCGGACUCGAGUUGGAAGCGCACGAAUACGACGACUGCCGACACCGACUCAUGCUGUGCCGACUCGGCUGCACGGUUGUGCACGAAGCGCACGAGUGGACCGCGCCCCAUGGUGUCGUGACCGAGAUGGUGUGGCACGAGGCCGACGAAUGCGACACGCGGCUCGUGCGCUGUCCAUUGGAGUGCGGUAUGUGGGUCGGCUUGGACCAGCUUGAGCUGCAUACGACCGAGAAAUGCGUGCGUCGCCCCGUCUCAGACCUCACGUGCCGACUCGGCUGCGGCAAGCAUUUUGACGGCGCCAACAACCAGAUCUUGGAGCUCGAGCAAGAACGAGCGUGGCACGAGGCAGAGCACUGUUCCUUGCGCAUUGUCAAGUGUGCGUGGCCAGAGUGCCACGAGACGAUGCUCGCAAAAGACCGCAAACUCCACCGACGCACGCACCUCUGCGCCUCGGGCAUAACCACGUUCAAGUCCGCCGGCGCGUUUGACUUUGUCGUGCCGAAAGAGGUCAAGCACAUCAAAAUCCAAGCGUGGGGCGGCGGUGGCGGCAGCGGACUUUUGCAUGGCUUCAAGAGCGGCUACGGCGGCGGCGGCGCCUUUGUCGAAGGCAUUCUCCCCGUCUUCCCCGGCGAGACGCUCUUGCUUGUCGUGGGCGGAGGCGGCCAAGGUGGCGUGUUUGGUGAAACCGCGCCGAGUGACACGGAGAGUGGACUGCCGCUUCUGACGCGCGCCGGCGAGGCGACGGGCGGGACCCCCGGCGGCGGCGCAGGCUACAGCGGCAACAACGAAUGGGCGUGCGGGGGUGGCGGAGGCUACUCGAGCGUGACACGCAAGGGCCCUCAUGGCCUCGUUCAACUACUAAUUGCUGGUGGCGGAGGCGGUGGUGGCUGUCGUGACGGUCUUGGUGGCGGUGGCUUGCACGCCGAAGACCGCGGUGAGAAGAGUGACGUCCGCAACGGCCGUCUCGGCUCACAGACGCGCGGUGGCGCUGCCGGUCGGAGCAGCAAGGAGAACGUCGCGUGUGCGUUCCCAGCCAGUGACGGCAGUGCGUACCAAGGCGGGCACGGCGCCGAGUUUGGCGGCGGCGGGGGUGGCGGCUUCUUUGGCGGUGGCGGCGGCGGCUUCUCCCCUGGUAUCGUCGGGGGCGGCGGCGGCGGCUCCUCGAACGUUGAGAAGACGAGCUUCACCAGCAUCCUCGUCGAGCGCUCGUACAAGCGCGUACCCGGUGGCCGUGAGAAACACCCACCAGCAGCAGAGCAGGGUGGCAUUGCCGGCGAAGGCGGCGCAGGCGUAUUGACGCAAACUUGCGCGGGCAACGACGGCUGCAUUCGCAUUGCGAUUCCAGGCUUUUACAGCGACAUGGACUUUGACACGGAAGACGACCGCAUGCGACUCGAGCCAGCCCCGUGAUGCCAU
Saprolegnia diclina VS20 is the source of this 4668-nucleotide messenger RNA. RefSeq lists its product as hypothetical. NCBI's taxonomy places the organism in Eukaryota, Oomycota, Saprolegniomycetes, Saprolegniales, Saprolegniaceae. Gene Ontology annotation, molecular function: protein binding; calcium ion binding. The transcript is spliced from 26 exons. The coding region runs from base 1 to 4662 and encodes 1553 amino acids. The record is from RefSeq and is a predicted model, not a curated record.